Messenger RNA from Danio rerio (zebrafish), 3164 nucleotides. The record is from RefSeq and is a predicted model, not a curated record. NCBI's taxonomy places the organism in Eukaryota, Metazoa, Chordata, Actinopteri, Cypriniformes, Danionidae.
GUGCAGCAUUCGCUCGAGCGCGUCCCCGGCGCAGCAUCAGUUCAGCGCAGCACCUUGAAGGAGACGCAACACAAAAUGGCUUUGCGAAUUUAACACCUGACCGAAAAGAAACGCUGACUGCAGGAAUACAGGAAUCUCGGUCUUCUUCUUUUUUCUGAAGUAGUCAAGACCAAACAUAAGAAACAAGCCUGGAAAUCAACGGCGGACAGUGGGGGGAAUUUGGGGACAGUCAUGGCGGGGGUGGGAGCCAGGGGGAGGAAGACGGGACUCCCGGGGUUCUGCUGGAAAACAUGCUAUUUCCACAUCCUCUUCUGGGUCGUGUCUGUUUGUGGAGAGGAGAGGACCUUCAUUGUUGAGACAUGGCUGAAGAACUAUGGCUACCUGCUCCCUCAUGACAUCCGCACAUCAGACCUGCGAUCGGAGAAAGCCAUGCAGUCGGCGGUCGCUGCCAUGCAGCGGUUUUACGGUAUUCCAGUGACAGGAAUCCUCGACCAAACAACCAUCGAGUGGAUGAGAAAACCUCGGUGUGGAGUUCCAGAUCACCCUCACAUCAGUCGGCGGAGGCGAAAUAAACGAUACGCUCUCACCGGUCAGAAGUGGAGAGACAAAAAGAUCACAUACAGCAUCCAUAACUUCACGCCGAAAGUUGGUGAGAAGGACACGCAGAGGGCCAUCCGGCAGGCGUUCGACGUGUGGCAGACGGUGACGCCGCUCAGCUUUCAGGAAGUGGCCUAUUCGGAGAUCAAGAACGAGGGCAAAGAGGCCGACAUCAUGAUCUUCUUUGCCUCGGGUUUUCACGGCGACAGCUCUCCGUUUGAUGGAGAGGGAGGGUUUUUAGCGCAUGCUUAUUUUCCCGGGCCGGGUAUCGGUGGAGACACACACUUUGACUCCGAUGAGCCCUGGACGCUUGGGAAUGCCAAUCAUGACGGCAAUGACCUGUUCCUGGUGGCUGUUCAUGAACUGGGACAUGCAUUGGGUCUGGAGCAUUCGAGUGACCCCAGUGCAAUCAUGGCCCCCUUCUACCAAUACAUGGAGACACACAACUUCAAACUGCCUCUAGACGACCUUCAGGGGAUCCAGAAAAUAUACGGUAUACCGACAGCCAUGCUGGAGCCCACGCGUCCUCUUCCUACAUUCCCCGCACGCCGCCCACACUCCACCUCCGAGCGCAAACACGAGCGUCAGUCUCGGCCCGGGCGCCCGUCUGCUGGAGAUCGGCCAUCCUCUCCGGGACAUGGAAAACCCAACAUCUGCGAUGGCAACUUCAACACUGUGGCCUUCUUUCGGCGGGAGAUGUUUGUUUUUAAGGAUCGCUGGUUCUGGCGUUUGCGCAACAACAAAGUUCAAGAAGGUUAUCCUAUGUUGAUAGACCACUUCUGGAAGGGUCUACCUCAUCGCAUCGACGCUGCUUACGAGAGAUCAGAUGGAAAAUUUGUGUUCUUCAAAGGGGACAAAUAUUGGAUCUUCAAGGAGGUUACGGCGGAGCCUGGUUACCCGCACAGCCUGGUGGAGUUGGGCAGCUAUUUGCCUAGCGAUGGCAUCGACACAGCCUUACGCUGGGAAUCCGUGGGCAAAACUUACUUCUUCAAGGGUGACCAGUACUGGCGAUACAAUGAGGAGAAGCGCACCACUGACCCGGGCUAUCCCAAACCCAUUGGCAUCUGGAAGGGCAUCCCUGACGCUCCACAAGGAGCCUUUGUCAGUCGAGAAGGAUUUUAUACCUACUUUUACAAGGGAAAGGAUUACUGGAAGUUCGAUAACCAGAAGCUAACGGUGGAGCCAGGCUACCCCAAAUCAAUCCUCAAAGACUGGAUGGGCUGCGAUCAGUCGGAAGUAGAAAAGAACAAGGACCGUCACCUUCCUCACGAUGACGUCGACAUCAUGGUUGCCAUAAAUGAUGUGCCCAGCACUGUAAACGCAAUCGCUGUGGUCAUCCCAUGCAUCCUUUCACUGUGCAUUCUGGUCCUUGUAUAUACUAUCUUCCAGUUCAAGAAUAAAAACGUCCAGCAGCACGUGACCUACUACAAACACCCCGUGCAGGAGUGGGUAUGACGGACCAGGGGCCGCCAUGGACCCCAAACGCUUGAGAACACACGUGAGGGCUACUAUGCUGAGGUUUGACCAGUGCCUGUUUUCUGAACAACCUUGUCCCAGAACGGCAACAGGAGUCAAGGGAGUAUCCUCUUCCCUCCCAGUCCGGACAGAACUUUACAACAAAUAUUGCAAUUUUUUUAGCAUGAGCCCAACGGACAAAACUUUCUGGCCUUAUGCUAACCAGGUGAAUCUUGGCGUUUUGAGGAAUCAUCAUUGAAACCAUUACUUUCUCUUCUCCAGGAGAGAUAGAGGAACCACCGAUUGGCGAAACGCCAGAAAAUCCUCGUCUCAUUCUCAACACGAACUUGUACAUGAAUUUCGAGUAUUAUCAAAGAAACGAGCAACAAAAAAAUGACUUGAAAUCCACUUAGGUAGAAAGGCCAUAGAAAAGAAUACCAAGGAAUCCUUGCAGUCGUUUUUUCAGUUAUGAGGUAAAAGGUUUACCGCUAGCACUCUUUGAAGACACGUUUUUUAUAGGAGGCAUUUUCAAACAAAUUAGCUUCAUAACAUCAAUCUGAAUGUUUGAGUCUUUUCUUUCCUCACCUGCCUACCCAUUUCCACAGAGUAGGAAGAACGAUUUAUAAUAACUAGGGCAGUCUUAACACCUCCCUCCCACUCACUACUGUACUCUAUUCCUUUUCUUCUUUGGCUCUUUUUAUCAGUAGGCAACAAAAGAGGAUGUUUUUGAUCAGAUAGCUUUCGUGUAAGGCCUUUAUAGGAAAGUCAUCUUGAGUCAUAAGAGGUGCAAUUUGAUUCUUUGGGAUCAGGCCUAAUUUCUUGCAAUCUCGACAUUAUAUUUGGCUUUUUUUCAUCAUGUUAUCCACCAUUUCCUGUUUUGACCUUUUCACCAAGUGUAAUAUGUGAAACACUGGUGCCAGGCAGGAAUACGAACUCUGAACACAUCUGAGUAUGAGAUAGCUUUGUUGCCGUUGCCUACUACAGGAGAUGAUCUCUCUCAACGGUUCAUCCGUCCUCUUCGAAUGAACGUAAUACGCUGUGUGUCUUACGUUGAAGUGACUUCAAUUUCAUGUGUUCUGUGUGGAUUGUCUAACACUUAGCUCAGAAAUGUC